GCACUGGGAGCACUGGUUUGGACUGGGAUGCUGGGCAGGGGCACGGCUGGGGGGUCGCCGCCCCCCGGGGCACCCCCGGGACCAUUUCCCAGGUGGGAAAAGCCUGGCAGGGCCGUGGCGGGGCUGCCCAGCGCCCGGUGGCCUGUGCCCGGUGGCCUGUGCCCGGUGGCCUGUGCCCAGUGCCCAGUGUCCAGUGCCCUCCCCUGUGCCCAGUGUCCUGCCCAGUAUCCUAGCCGGUGACCAGCGUCUUGUCCAGUGUCCUGCGCCCUGCCCAGUGCCCAGUGUCCUGCACUGGUGCUCAGUGCCCUGCCAAGUGUCCUGUGCCCGGUGUCCUCCACCAGUGUCCAGUGCCCUGCCCAGUGCCCGGCGUCCUGCCCCAGUGUCCUGCAACUGUGCCCAGUGCCCAGUUCCCAGUUCCCAAUGCCCAGUGCCCAGUGCUCUGCCUAGUUCCCUGUUCCCAGUGCCCAGUUCCCGGUGUCCUGCCCAGUGACCAGUUCCCGGUGUCCUGCACCUGUGCCCAGUGUCCAGUACCCAGUUCCUAGUGCCCACUGUCCUGCACCUGUGCCCAGUGUCCAGUGCCCUGCCCAUUUCCCAGUGCCCAGGACCAGUGCCCAGUGCCCAGUUCCCAUGUCCCAGUUCCCAGUGCCCAGUUCCCAGUGCCCUGCCCAGUGUCCAGUGCCCUGCCCAGUGCCCAGCAGCACCACAGGGUGGCACGCGGGCGUGUCCAGCAGUGCCACACCCACCUGUCCGGCGGUGCCACGCCCGUGUCCCUGUCCCCGCGUGGGGACCCACAGGAAGCCACCGCCAGCAGAGGAAACGGCGGAGCCCGAGCUGAGCACGUCACGAGCUGAGCCGGCCCCGGUGGCACCGGGGAGGGGACGCGGCCCCGAGGGACCCCCGGGGGACACUCCGGACACGCCGGACACGCCGGACAUGCCGGAGGUGCUCGGAUGGAGGAGCCGGUGGUGAAGCAGGGCGGGAUCUACCUCCAGCUCCAGCAAACCUUCGGGAAGAAAUGGAAGAAGUUCUGGGGUGUCCUGUACCGGGAGAGCUCCUGCUCCACGGCCCGCCUGGAGCUGCUGGAGGGCUCGGGGCCGGCGGAGAGGCCGCGCAAGGCCGAGGGUGGCCGGCGCCUGGUCCGGCUCAGCGACUGCGUCCACGUGGCCGAGGCGGGCGGCGAUGCCACCUGUCCCAAGGACACCGUCCCCUUCCUGCUGGAGACCACGGACCGGCGAUUCCUCCUGGCUGCCGACAGCGCCGAGGCGGCCGACUGGAUCCAGAGGCUGUGCGAGCUGGCGUUCCCGAGGAGCCGGGAGGAGCCAGCAGCGGCCAAGGAGGGCCCGCCGGGCUCGCUGGGCACCAAGGGCGAGUUCUCCAUGGAGGAAAAUUCCCUGUACAGCUCCCGGGGCAAAGCCAGCCUGGAGCAGGUGUUUGAGGUGACAGUGAGGGUGACGCCGUCGUCGCAGCGCUGCCGCCUCCGGGGCCGCUGCAUCCUGAGGGCCGGCGAGGAGGCGCUGGAGCUGCGGCACCUCCAGAGCCAGGAGAUCCUGUACAGCUGGCCCUACCGCUUCCUGCGCCGCUUCGGCCGGGAUAAGGUGACCUUCUCCUUCGAGGCCGGCCGGCGCUGCGCGUCCGGAGAGGGCAACUUCGAGUUCGACACCAGGCAAGGCAACGAGAUCUUCCAGGCCAUCGAGGCGGCCAUCGACGUCCAGCGGGGCCGGGGGGCCGAGGGGACGCGCUGGGGGGGCCCCGCGGACGAAGCCCCACGGCCGCUUGACCACGCCAGGACGCCCAGCUGGGCACAGGGCCACGAGGAGCCCAAGUGCCCCUCUGGGGAGGGGAAGGUGCCCAAAGGGGAGGGGAAGGGGGUGAAGGCCAAAGCGGGGAUGCCGCCCGGGGCUGGGGAGCCCUCGGGGCCCUUCCAGGCGUCGCGGGGUGCGGAUUUUCCCUACGCCGAGCCCUGCGAUUCCCUGCGCCGCGGGAAUGCGCCGGCGGUGCCGGAGAAGGGCUGGAGGCAGGACGGUGCCAAGGUGGAGUCCGAGUACGCCGUUCCCUUCGACACCAUCGCCAAGUCCUUCCUGGCGCGCCAGCUCGGCGGCCUGGGCUGUCCCCAGGAGGGGCUCCCCGAGCCCCCGAGUGGCCCCAGGGAGGCAGAGAGGGGCCGGCAGCCCCCCGGCCGCCCCACUGCCCCCAAACCCGAGCACAUCUACGACGAGCCCGAGGCUCUCUGCGCCCUCUCCGUGUACGACGAGCCCGAGGAGGUGAAGGGGGAGGCGUGGAGGCUGCAGGCGGCCCCCGAGGAGCCCCCCGGGCAGGGCUGUCCCUACAACCCGCAGCGCGAUGACUACGCCGUCCCCAAAAGGCCGGUCCCGCUCCGCCAGCCCUUCCUGCUGCAGGGCAAGGAGUGGCUCGGCGACAACGAGUACGACAACGUGGCCCUCAAGGGGGCCAAGAAGAGGAACCUGCAGUGAGCGGGAGCGGGGGGACGGGAGGAGGGGACACCCCAAAUGCCCCGAUCGGGCUUUACCCCAGCCCCGGCUGGGCUGAGACCAGCCCAGCUCAGCGCACCCGUGGCUGGGGAGGGGGCACGGGGACACAUCUGGGCAGCGGUGCGGCACAGCUGGGUGGCGGCAGGGGACAUCCAGGUGGCGGCAGGGGACAGCUGGGCAGCGCUGGGAGCGGGAUGCGCCCACUGGAGGGCAGUGCGAGCCCGCCGGACGGGCGGUGCCCGGGCAGGGGUCCCCCCGCAGCCCCGCAGCCGCAGCCCCGGGACCCCAAAUCCGCUCCUCACCCAGCGCAGCCUCGGGAGCAGCGGCUCUGCCCCCCCCACAUCCCCCGGGAUGCACUUCCAGAGGCAGCUGGGGCGGGAAUGGGCCUGGGAUGCUCGGUUGGCGCACUUCGGCAGGGAUGCGCACCCGGAAUCCCCCGGGAUGCAGCUCCCACCCCAUGGGAUGGACGAUGCUCAUUCCAGGGAUGGACAUCCCAGAUCCCCCGGGAUGCAGCUCCCACCCCAUGGGAUGGACGAUGCUCAUCCCCAGGCAUUCAGAUCCCACAGCCGAGGCUCGCUGUGCCCCCAGUGCUCCCAGUGCUCCCAGUACGUUCUAGUGCCGCGGCAGGGCCAGGUCCUUCCCUGUCCGAAGGUCCCUCCAGCUCCUCUCUCAGCAAUCCCACAAAUUCCCGCUGUUCCAGCCACACUUUUGUUUUUAAUUCCUGUUAUAGCCCCCCUUUCCAGCCCCUCUGGAUUCCAGAUGGAAUACUGGGCUUUAUUUUCAUGGAGAUUUUCACGGCUGGCUCCAGUCCUCCCAGUACAAACCAGUACAAACCAGUACAAACCAGUGCACAGCCUCUGGGUCAUCCUCCCUUUCCUCCUCCUCCUCUUCCCAACCACCUCCAGCCUUUCCUUGGAUACAUCCAGCCCCUCAACCAGACCCAUCCCAAUUCCCCAUGGGUAUUUCCCUGGCACCUGGAUCCUGCUGGGACCCUCCAUGGACACCUUGGACCCCCCCAGCUCCAUCCCCACCCCGGAGAGACCUCGGGAUCCCAGUUCCUCACCACCCCAUCAGGUUUUCCAUGGAAAGCGCAGACAUGCCAUGAAUUAUUUAUAAUCUCUCCCAAUCAAAGGGAACGCUCAGGUGCUCCGGUUCAUUUCCUGGAUCCCGCGAAUCCAAAGGGCGGAUUUUAAUAAGGCAAAUUAAGUGCUUUUAAUGAGAGACGCUGAUUAAAGCUCCGUAUCCAUCGCUGCAUCCCGGGCGGGAUUGAAGGGAAUGGGAUGCGCAGGUGGGAUCCCGCUCCAGGUGGGAAAAACACCUAAAAUUGGGCCCGAAUAAAGAAAAAUCCCACAUUUCCAGCACA
Molecule: messenger RNA, 3852 nt
Organism: Corvus hawaiiensis (hawaiian crow)
Lineage: Eukaryota; Metazoa; Chordata; Aves; Passeriformes; Corvidae
Gene: DOK2
Product: docking protein 2
Exons: 5
Coding region: 951-2471 (506 amino acids)
Biological process (GO): cell surface receptor protein tyrosine kinase signaling pathway; positive regulation of MAPK cascade
Cellular component (GO): cytoplasm
Source: RefSeq, a predicted model, not a curated record